UGGCCAAUAAAAUUUUCUACUCUCCCGUGAUGGCGAUGCCGUCCAAGCGCCGAGAGAGAUCUUCGAGUGCCAUAGGAUGGCGUCGCGAUGAAUCCAUCUGAGGUCUAGGGCUUUGGAAGGGUUUUCUUAUCAUCGUUCGUCCUUCCAGGUUUUGCAUGGAUGAGAAGUGUUGGGGAGAUCGCGGGAAGUGAAGGAAGGGACAUUGAAGGGUUUUGGUGGAGGUUGACGUCUUCCAAGCAGCGAACAAGAGUAGUUCCUGUUACAGAUGUCUUUGUAUGUGGGUCAUCUCUCCCCUCAUGUUCGACGAGAAGAACUUGAACAGGUUUUUCGGAGGUUUGGACGGUGUAGUGUACAACUGAAAGAUGGAUAUGGAUUUGCAGUCUAUGAAGUUACUGCAAAUGCAGAGAGAGCUCUGCGGGCAUUGCGAGGCAAGAAAAUUUGUGGGGAGCAGAUAUCUCUUAACUGGUCUAACAAACAGCCUAGGCCUCUUCAAAGACCUGUAAGGAGCACCAGAUUUUAUGAACCCCAUCGUGGAAGGAACUUCACGGAAGGCAAUGGUAGAGGUGGGAUCGUGGGCUCUCAAGACCGGAGGGAUUUUUCUACUGGUGCAGCUCAUGUCACAAUGUAUAAUCAUGGAGGGCAUCAGUUGGAUAAUGCACCCAAUAAAGAGGUUGGUCAUAUGCAUGAGGAUAUUAAUGAUUUCAGAGGAGAUAAAGGUGUAAAUUUGAAGGAGAGAGUAAUGGAUGAAGGUACUACAAAUGAUCUCAAUCCCAUUGAGAAUGAUCGAUGGGGUGAAUCUGGCAAUGAUACAUUGACUGGUAAUGGAAUCGAGAAUGGUGAUGAGUUUGACCGCUAUGAACCUUACCACGGUUAUAAUAGAAGCAAUGAGAAUGAAAACAAUCAGAUGGUUAGCUCUUAUGGCUCUCCAAACCGAGGAAGUUCUCAGGAAAAAAGGCAAAGAGAGCGCUCUGUUGAUGAUGAUUCUGAGAGGAACCUUGAUAAAUCAAAACCCCAGUUGACCUGUUAUAACUGUGGACUAGUUGGUCACAUAAUGCGUAACUGCCCACAAGGGGAUGCUCGGCGAGAGAAGUUUGGCAAGUUUAACCACAGGAGAGAUGAAAUAAAUUUCCGAUAUAAAGGAGAGAGAAGGCCAAAGCAGUUCAGACCCAGUUCAUGGGGAAGGCCAGAUGCUAGUAGAGAUCCUUUGAUAUCGAGGCACCAUAUGCAGGUAAGAAAGGAACCUCAUUCUGUAAAAGCUAGAAGAGUGUCCAGGACAAGUGAGACUUCUCCAGAAAUUCGGGAAAAACAAUGUUCCAAGCUCAGAGGUGAUUCUCGGGAAAAGAAAAGAAGCAAGCUGGAACAUGAAGCCCCAAGAAAAGCUGUAAGAAGCAGAAGAAGACGAAGGAGAUAUCAUACAUCAUCACUUUCUUCCGAUUCUUCUACACCUAGCUCACAAUCACAUUCACAUUCUGCAAGAUCAAUAUCGAAUUCUGGCUCUCGUUCAAGCUCAAGGACUGCAUCUUCUCGGUCUCGAUCAGCAUCUUCUGGUUCAAGGUCUGCUUCUUUGUCAUCCUAUUCUAAAUCUGCUAGAUCAAGGUCAAGGUCAAGUUUCCCUAGAUCACUAUCUUUAUCUGUCUCAUUGGAACGGAAGACUACUCCUUCCCCGAAGAACAAGCAACUGGAUGUUUGCAUGAAUACCUCUCCAAAGGGCAAUGUGGAGGCUGUGACGAGCCCUGAGUCCAAGCAUUUGGAGAAUGCCAAACCAAAAAUUACAUGCUCAGCAGUGGAUGAUGAAAAUGCAGUAACUCCAUUUAAGGUGGGUAGUAAAACUAAUGGGGAACAUAUUGGAUAUGAUGGUGAUGAUGUGCGGUAUACUACAUUUCGUGUCGAUUGUAGUGAAAGCAAUACAUGCGCAGAUCUGCAUAAAGAUACUGUUCUUACUUGUGACAAUCACGGACAGAACAAUGACAUGCAGGAAGCUCCGUCAGCAAAGCUGAAUAGGCAUAUUGCCUCUAAAUCCAAGACAAGCAAGUCUACCAGAAUAACAACACAGGAAAUGUUCUUGGUCCUGCAACACUAUGGACUGGUAGCACCAGAAGAGGGUCUUGCAGAUAUAUCUGUGGAGGAAUACUUUGGUGCUGCUUGCUUGUGGCCAUGGGAAAUGAUCUACUACCGGCGAUUGAAAAAGGGUCCCAUUUCUACUGAGAACUAUGCGAGGCGACUUGAGCAAAACAAGGAAUUUGGCAUUGUGGAUAAGUACAUUAGAAGCAGUAGUGGCUGGGGAGAAUGUAGUCAGGAUGAUACAUGACAAAAUGCUCCGAUGCUGUCUUUAUUUUUGAGAUGCACAUUGAUUUGCAUUUUUGAUGGUGGAAAUCGUUUUGUGCUAAUUUGCUUCUGGAAUUUGCUGUGUUCUCCCAUGAUCAGUUUACCUUUAUGUGUGUGCAGGUUUAGACUACAAACUAUUGAAACUGCAAUGAGAAUCGGAUUAUGAAUGAGCUCGCAUUGGACAAGAUUCAGCCUCCUGCUGCUGUAUCACACUCAUUCCCGAGUGUGAUUGAUGGGGCAGCAGACUUAUCCAAUUCCAUUAUAAUAGCAAUGGGUUGUGAUCCAAACCAUUUUAUCUCACGUGCCUGUGUUGUUUGUCAUUAUCCAUAUAUUCCCAUGCAAAGUGUGCAAAACAAUCGGAGCAGGCCACCAUACUGAUUGUUCAGCUACCACGAUUGAAAUGAACCAGAUGAUGUAUCUACCACAUUGGGCCCUCAGAAUUAUGUAGUAAAUCAGCUGUUUUUUUUUUUUUUUUCCUUUCUUUUUCUUUUUUUUUUUUUCCUCUGAUGCAAUGUCAGGAAUUUAUCGCAGUGAUUAAAAGUGUUUACAAGACGAGGAUUAUUAGACGUACAUGGGUGUUGGAGUUUCAUGUGAUUGCUGUCGGAACCGUGUAACAAAAGUAAGAGAGUGGGGUCAGGAGCUUUGAAAAUUUUUGCUCCUCUUCACUUAAGCAGCUUAUAUACGCUUAUGCUACCGAGCAGAGGAUGUUGAAGCUUCCUCUGUAUGCAGACCGUCCAGCUGUUUGGUAAAGCCAAAUGUUUGUUGUAAAACUUUGCUCGCCUACGUGGCCUCGAAUCUAAACACCCAGUUGUUUCUCUCUUUCCGUGUGCUCCAAGGAAAUGUUAGGACGAGGCGGUCGCAUGCUCUCGUCUGUUUCCUUUCUCCAAUCGAUCCCCUCCAUUCUAUCCAGAUAUCUUAUACUGAGGUCGGUGAAAAUUGGAUGGAUGGUAUCCUGUUUAGCUUAUCCCAUAUGAAGCAGGAGUAGGGACACCUUAUCCCAUACAGCUUUGUCUGCCUGUCGGCCCUGUGCAUCAAUUCAUGCUGGUAUUAGAUGCAAACUCGAGCUCAUUAUGCGGUGCAACAAUAUUAGAUGAAAUGAAUGUUCCAGCUUAGCCGUCUGGGAGAAUUUAUAGGAGGUGGUUGGUGCUUCAUUUGUCUCUCCUCUUGUUUGGUGACAAGGGGGGCUUUCAGAAUCUACAUCACUUACACAAUUCGCAUGCAUCAAUCUUUGUCGCUUGAUAAG
This is a messenger RNA of Elaeis guineensis (African oil palm), 3568 nucleotides long. The record is from RefSeq and is a predicted model, not a curated record. NCBI's taxonomy places the organism in Eukaryota, Viridiplantae, Streptophyta, Magnoliopsida, Arecales, Arecaceae.